AACUCCUCCUCGGACAAGGUCGACAGUGCUAGCUGCAGUUAGGACAGUGACUUGGACUAGUGUUCCAGCUGAAGUUCGUGACAGUGGUGUCACCUGCGCCCUAAUUUAUCAUCACAAGUUAACGAAGUCUGGGUCGGCGGCUAUAGAGAUUGUGGACGGCGCCAUGGGUUUGCCCGAUUUCUGCUGUAAAGAAUAAGACUAGGUCAGGUGACCUUUCGGGGCUUGAGUGUGGGAGGAACGGAGACAAUCCUCCAUCCCGCUCGGUUAUCCAGAUUCCAGAAUGACUACUAUCUUGACUUACCCCUUUAAAAAUCUUCCUGCUGCAUCAAAAUGGGCCCUCAGAUUUUCCAUAAGACCUCUGAGCUGUUCCUCCCAGCUACGAGCUGCCCCAGCUGUCCAGACCAAAACGAAGAAGACAUUAGCCAAACCCAAUAUAAGGAACGUUGUGGUGGUGGAUGGUGUUCGUACUCCAUUUUUGCUGUCCGGGACAUCAUAUAAAGACUUGAUGCCACAUGAUUUGGCUAGAGCAGCACUUACGGGUUUGUUGCAUCGGACCAGUGUCCCUAAGGAAGUAGUUGAUUAUAUCAUCUUUGGCACAGUUAUUCAAGAAGUGAAAACAAGCAAUGUGGCUAGAGAGGCUGCCCUUGGAGCUGGCUUCUCUGACAAGACUCCUGCUCACACUGUCACCAUGGCUUGUAUCUCUGCCAACCAAGCCAUGACCACAGGUGUUGGCUUGAUUGCUUCUGGCCAGUGUGAUGUGAUCGUCGCAGGUGGUGUUGAGUUGAUGUCCGAUAUCCCUAUUCGUCACUCAAGGAAAAUGAGAAAACUGAUGCUUGAUCUCAAUAAGGCCAAAUCUAUGGGCCAGCGACUGUCUUUAAUCUCUAAAUUCCGAUUUAAUUUCCUAGCACCUGAGCUCCCUGCAGUUGCUGAGUUCUCCACCAACGAGACCAUGGGCCACUCUGCAGACCGACUGGCCGCUGCCUUUGCUGUUUCUCGGCUGGAACAGGAUGAAUACGCACUGCGCUCUCACAGUCUAGCCAAGAAGGCACAGGAUGAAGGACUCCUUUCUGAUGUGGUACCCUUCAAAGUACCAGGAAAAGAUACAGUUACCAAAGAUAAUGGCAUCCGUCCUUCCUCACUGGAGCAGAUGGCCAAACUAAAACCUGCAUUCAUCAAGCCCUAUGGCACAGUGACAGCUGCAAAUUCUUCUUUCUUGACUGAUGGUGCAUCUGCAGUGUUAAUUAUGGCAGAGGAAAAGGCUCUGGCCAUGGGUUAUAAGCCGAAGGCAUAUUUGAGGGAUUUUAUGUAUGUGUCUCAGGAUCCAAAAGAUCAACUAUUACUUGGACCAACAUAUGCUACUCCAAAAGUUCUAGAAAAGGCAGGAUUGACCAUUAAUGAUAUUGAUGCUUUUGAAUUUCAUGAAGCUUUCUCGGGUCAGAUUUUGGCAAAUUUUAAAGCCAUGGAUUCUGAUUGGUUUGCAGAAAACUACAUGAGUAGAAAAACGAAGGUUGGAUUGCCUCCUUUGGAGAAGUUUAAUAACUGGGGUGGAUCUCUGUCUCUGGGACACCCAUUUGGAGCCACUGGCUGCAGGUUGGUCAUGGCAGCUGCCAACAGAUUACGGAAAGAAGGAGGCCAGUAUGGCUUAGUGGCUGCGUGUGCAGCUGGAGGGCAGGGCCAUGCUAUGAUAGUGGAAGCUUAUCCAAAAUAAUAGAUCAGAAGAAGUGACCUGAAGUUUCUGUGCAACACUCACACUAGGCAAUGCCAUUUCAAUGCAUUACUAAAUGACAUUUGUAGUUCCUAGCUCCUCUUAGGAAAACAAUUCUUGUGGCCUUCUAUUAAAUACUUUGCACUUAAGCCUUGCUAGUGUUCUGAGCUUUUCAAUAAUCAGUUUACUGCUCUUUCAGGGAUUUCUAAGCCACCAGAAUCUCACACAAGAGAUGUGUGGGUGGUUGUUUUUGGUCUCUGUUGUCACUAAAGACUAAAUGAGUGUUUGCAGUUGGGAAAGAGGUCAGCUGAGAUUUGGAAAUCAUCUUUGUAAUAUUUGCAAAUUACACUUGUUCUUAUCUGUGUCCUAAAGAUGUGUUCUCUAUAAAAUACAAACCAACGUGCCUAAUUAAUUAUGGAAAAAUAAUUCAGAAUCUAAACACCACUGAAAACUUAUAAAAAAUGUUUAGAUACAUAAAUGUGAUGGUCAGUGUUAAUAAAGUGGAGAAAUAUUGGA
Molecule: messenger RNA, 2221 nt
Organism: Pongo pygmaeus (Bornean orangutan)
Lineage: Eukaryota; Metazoa; Chordata; Mammalia; Primates; Hominidae
Gene: HADHB
Product: hydroxyacyl-CoA dehydrogenase trifunctional multienzyme complex subunit beta
Exons: 17
Coding region: 281-1708 (475 amino acids)
Biological process (GO): fatty acid beta-oxidation
Cellular component (GO): mitochondrion
Molecular function (GO): acyltransferase activity, transferring groups other than amino-acyl groups
Source: RefSeq, a predicted model, not a curated record